AUGGUGUCCAAAAACCCCAACCCCUCUGAGGCUUUCUACUUGGACCCUUCUGGCAUGUCGCUCCCAGGAAUCCUCCCCUUCACCGCCGCUGCGGAUUCGCUUGAAGACCCUGCUAAAAAGACUCGCAAACCUUACACUAUCACCAAGUCUAGGGAGAGCUGGACAGAACCCGAACACGACAAGUUCCUCGAAGCUCUUCAAUUGUUUGACCGUGACUGGAAAAAGAUUGAAGCAUUUGUUGGAUCAAAGACAGUUAUCCAGAUACGUAGCCAUGCUCAGAAAUACUUUCUAAAAGUUCAGAAGAGUGGGACAAGUGAACAUCUUCCUCCACCCAGACCAAAAAGAAAAGCUGCUCAUCCAUAUCCUCAAAAAGCUUCAAAAAAUGUUCCAGUGUUGUCACAAGUAUCAGGCUUAUUUCAAUCAUCAUCCGCUUUGCUUGAACCAGGAUACACAAUAAAGCAUGAUUCUUCAGCAAUGCUUAAAACUCCUAUUAUUAACACUGCAGUGUCUUCCUGGUCAAACAACUCUCUGCAGAAAACCACCACCAAUGCAUUGCAUGGACAAAAAGUGAAUAAUUGUUGCAGCAGCAGUGAAAGUCCCAGAGCACAGUUGGUUGGUGAAUCUAAUGGUCAAGGGAAUAAUAUCCAUUCGUUGAGAGUUCUUCCUGAUUUUGGUGAAGUAUACGGCUUCAUUGGCAGUGUAUUUGAUCCAAAUGUAACUGGACAUCUUCAGAAACUAAAACGGAUGGACCCUAUAGAUGUUGAGACUGUGCUAUUGUUGAUGAGAAACCUGUCUAUCAAUUUAGCAAACCCAGAUUUUGAGGACCAUAGAAGGCUGCUUGCAUCAUAUGAGGUGGAACCUGAGUCAGAUAACUAUAUCAAUACAGAUCAAGUCAUGCUUGAUGUGCAGUUGAAGAGUGUAACUUAG
Molecule: messenger RNA, 927 nt
Organism: Sphenostylis stenocarpa
Lineage: Eukaryota; Viridiplantae; Streptophyta; Magnoliopsida; Fabales; Fabaceae
Source: the annotation of a GenBank genome assembly